Molecule: messenger RNA, 2428 nt
Organism: Branchiostoma floridae (Florida lancelet)
Lineage: Eukaryota; Metazoa; Chordata; Leptocardii; Amphioxiformes; Branchiostomatidae
Product: ATP-dependent RNA helicase eIF4A-like
Exons: 8
Coding region: 1149-2000 (283 amino acids)
Molecular function (GO): RNA binding; RNA helicase activity; ATP binding
Source: RefSeq, a predicted model, not a curated record
UAUUGGCACAAUAGCAGUGAUGGGAGGGAGUUGUCGAAGCUGGUGGCAAAUCUUGUAAGAAUUUUGGAUGGCCGUUGUUUUGAGCAGCUGUGAAUGAUCUUGCGAAACCUUGAUUUGAUACAUUCAAUGACGUUUUAGAAAAUACACAACGUAGGGAUAGUUCAUCAUGUAUGCAAUGUGUCAGCAUAUGUAAUCCCAUAGCCCGUAUUCAUGUAAUUAUCGUAUCGCGGGUACAGAAAAUCCCCCUUGUCCUCAAAAACACAUUCAUUUCAGAUGAAGCCUCUAGCUGAGUUGCGGUGUACAUGUAGAUGCAUGACAAAAGACUGCAAUACCUCUCCCACAAAUAACAUGGCAAAGGAAGUCAUAGAUUGACCUUUUCUAAUGCAGUUUCUUCGAUCGAACGUUUCUCGUCUUUAAACAAAGCCUCUGUCUAUCUGUCUGUCUGUCCUGAAGUGAAACAUAAGUAUGGAUGACUUCCACCGGGAUCUCGGCAAGGAGGGGGCAGAGGGAGACCCUGAGGCUAAUAGGGAGUCGGUAGUGGACAAUUUCGAUGACAUGGGACUAUGUGAGGACCUACUACGAGGAAUCCUUACCUAUGGCAUUGAGAAACCAUUUCCUCUUCACCAGCAAGCCAUUUUGCCUUGCUGUCAAGGACGUGACGCAAGUCUGCAGGUUCAGGCCGGUACACAGGCCGCCACGACAGUCGCCAUCGUCACCCUUCAACAACUGGCCACGAAGACGGGAGGUGCCGGGGCUAAGAGCUGUCAGGCACUGGUCCUGACUAAGUCUCGGGAAACGGCACAGCAGGUAAGUCUACAAUGGCUUAACCUGUCUCCAAACUGGAACGGCGGAUGAUGAUGGCGAUUGUUCCUCCAACACAAAUCGUUUACAGUGUUUCAUGUAAACACAAGCUACAGACAGUCACAAUCUACGACAUUAACAAUGUAUGGGAAUGGCAAAGCAGGCUACAAGUGAUUAAUUUACUUAGACUUUGACUUAGCAGCUCCCACGUCGUGCGACGCAUGAGGCAGUUAGAAGAUUCCAGCCCGCUCUGUCUACAGCCAGAUUAAUUUCCAGUUUCCUUAUUAUAUAAUUCACCCUCCCUCCUUACCAAGGUACACUACUAUGUCAACUAUUUGGGUGCCUAUAUGAGUGUCACCAGCCAGGUCAUAGCUUACGUCAGCGAUAUGGCAGCGUUGGAGAAUGGGAACGACAUCGUGCUGGGCACUCCCGACAGUGUAAAUAACAUUGUCAACCAGCUGCUACCUCUCAACACCUUAUCAGGAGUUAAGACGCUUGUGCUGUACGAGGCUGAUGAAAUGUUUACUCGUGGUUUUAAGGACCAUAUCUACGACAUCUUCAAACGUAUGCCGGCACAAGCUCAGGUGAUCUUACUGUCUGCCACCAUGCCCAUGGACGUGCUACAGUUCACUUCGAGGGUGAUGCGCGAACCCGUCAACGUCAUGGUCAAGGCCGAGGAGGGCAUGACCCUUGAAGGCAACAAGCUUAAGCAGUUUUACGUCAAGGUGGAACGUGAGGAGCACAAGCUGGAAGCUCUGUGUGACUUGCUCCCACUCCUCAACACUACCCAAGCUGUCGUCUUCUGCAACAUGCCGCGGAAACUCGACUGGCUGGCGGAGAGGAUGAGUGCCAGGGGCAUCACCGUCUCCGCCACUCAUCAUGACAUGAGUCAGGAAGAGCGGGACCUGACCCUGCAAGAGUUCCGCUCGGGAUCCAGCCGUGUACUCAUCACUACCGAGCAACUGGCGCGAGAAAUCAGGCAAUCCCGUAUUUCUUGUCCAACAAUCAUCAACUAUGACUUGCCGUCAAACCCAGAAAAUUAUAUCACCAGGGUUGGAGGUUCCGACGUCCUCCGAAGGCGGAUUGCCGUCAACCUUAUGGUGGACGGCGAGGAGCGUAUGCUGAGAGACAUCGAGCAGAAACACAACACCCAUAUUGACGAGAUGCCCAUGAACGUGCAAGGCUUGAUGUCGAUGUGAUCAAACAGCGUCAACAUUCUGUCACGCUUUUUCCUCCUCGCUGUUUUCGUACAUUUUUAUUGGUACAGAGAGUUCGACUGUUGUGGUGUGCGAACUCUUUGUACUUUGGUGGCCGAACGCUCAUUGUACUGUACUUCAAUCAAUUAUCGGUGACUUGUCAAGUCAUUACCUCCUUGAAGGUAUUGUUUUUUUGUGUGUUUGUUUGUACGUAUAUGUCUGAUUGUGCAGGUAUCGGGGGCACUGAUAGAAAGUAAGGUCAAUGGUCCCAGAAAGGUCCCAUGAUAGGUUAUCAAAGUUUAUCCCAUUUCCUGAGUCAUCACUUAGAAAUUCACAUAAUAGUGAUAGAAGGGAUUUCAGUACCAGUCAAAAUUUUCUACUGUGAAAAACCAGGGCUUUUGCAAGAAUUCGAAGGUGCCGUUGACGAUUUA